Molecule: messenger RNA, 3482 nt
Organism: Acanthoscelides obtectus
Lineage: Eukaryota; Metazoa; Arthropoda; Insecta; Coleoptera; Chrysomelidae
Source: the annotation of a GenBank genome assembly
GCCAUUGAAUAGCAUGGAAUUAAACCUUCUUCAGUGUAUAUGUUUUGUGGGUGGACCACAGGACAGGGACGGACUAAGAGUGAACUAACGAAUGUUUUGAUGAAGUGGUUUUGAUAUUUGAUCAUUGUUGAUUAUCACGUAAUAUCUUCUUAUAAUUAUUGUGACCCAUUUAAACCGCAAAAGACUCAUUAAUUUCUUGUAUUCCAAAGGAAUACCAUGCAAGACGAUAUCUCAUACGAGAAACUUGCUAUUCAGUGUGGUCCACGUUCAACAUCUUAUCGGCAAAAAGAUUUGAAUAAACAUGUGGGGCGAAAGCAUUUAGGUAAGCCUUUUAUAUUUGCCAAUCAACAUCUCGGACCGAGUAAAGAUAACAUGGCCACGCAAGACGACUGUUGAAAUAUAGAAAGAUAAAGCCGCAAAUUUCCUUUGCAUUUUUCAUGUGUUGUGCAACGAUUUCGGGAAAAAAAUUCGCUACGGAUAGCCUUCUAGUCUAGUAGAGUAUAUUUCAACAGUUGUCUUGCGUGGCCAUGUUACCUUUACUUGGGCCCAGAUCUCUCCAUAGCUUUGCAAAUCACAACACUUUACAUGCGGUAUUCAGAAUGCAUUGGCAUUGAACUGGAGAGAAGACAUUGUUUUACUAUCACUGCCUUGCGUGGUGCAGUUCAAUGUACACACAGUACUAAUCAGAAGCAUUCAAAUGCUUAUGUAGGCUUGUCAGAAUUUGGACGACUAUGAAUGUGAUUUGACAGAAAGAAAUUAGGUAAACUGUACUGUUAACUUUAUAACCUCUUCACUUUUUCUAUGCUCUUCACAAGGGGACUUCCAAUUCAUUGACACUUCUAUUGACCAAUAUGCCAACAUACUUUUGCUCAUCUGUAAGUAUGAUGUUGUUGCAUUUUAGACUGGUUAGUAUGACCCCCCAGACUUCUUAAGAGUCUGCCUCAAAAUGCUAUCUUCCAAACUGAUAACCAUAAGCAAAUGUCUUAACUUCUUAUUAUUGAAAAUGUUUAAUACCACAGAUUUAUUAAUACAACAUCUGGAAAAAUACCUGUGUUAAACGCCCCUAUUGGCCAUCAGGCCAUAAAUGGUUGGGCAGGCAGUGACAAGUGCUCAGAAGUCAGAAGCAUCAUAUACAUGUAUCUUAGAAUAACUUUUCACACUUGUCUGAUUUGAGCUAGCUGUCAAUCUACUAUGAGCAAGUGUACAGCUACAGGGUAACAACAUUCUAAUAACAUUAGCAUUUAUUAGCAGCUCUAGACUCUUUACUACUCAAUAUGCUGUGCUGUAAUAUAAACACACUCCUUUGUCAGUAUAUUGAAAUUAAAAUAUCUCUAACACCAUACUUUAUAUCAAAACACCUUUUUCAACUGUUGUGAUAAUAUUUUUUAUUUUUGUUCCCCCUAGGUAUAACCAAUAAGUGUGAACUGUGUAAUAAGAGAUGCUCAAGUCAAUACUCACUUCUCAGGCACUACCAACAAAUUCAUCAAAUUGAUGCCAUUGAAUUCAAGGUAGCUGAUAAUGAAGAACUUAAUUAUUGUAAAUUUUGUGACAGAACCUAUAAAUAUAGAAAGGAUUUGUAUAAACACAUACGAUUAAAACACAUUUUGUUCUUUCAUCUUUCUCAUGAAUCAUCUGGCAAUGGUCCUGAACCACAUUAGUAAUAUAACUCGAGAAAAGCGAUGAAGUUAGAGUCAAUCAGAUGCAGACAGUGCUCAGUGUGCCACUCCAAUAAGUAAUGGUAAAGUUAAAACACCAACAGGUGGAAGUGAUAAAAAAGAUAAGAUGCUUUGUCAUGUUUGCUCAGAAGGAUUCCGUACAAAGUUCAUCUUGACUCGACAUUUAAAGGAGAUGCAUGGUGAAGUUCUACCAAUCACCUCAUCAGGUGUGUGUCCUCUGUGUGAUGUUGAUGUUAAGAAUGGUGAUAACAUCCUUGCUCACUUGGAAAAGGCACAUCAGGUCACGGUUGAAUCAGAGAAACUGUACUUCAAAUCAAUUGAAGAUUUUGAGCAGUGGCGGGAACAUAUAUGUAUUGAUAGCUUGAAUCACUUCGCUAAAGCUCGCGGAGUUGAUAACGUUAAGGAUGGGCAGCGCAUGUACUUGAAUUGCCAUUACUCUGGAAAGCAACGAGAUCGAGGUAGUGGUAUACGGCAACGGAAUUCUGACAGGAUUUGUAAAAGAGGAAAAGUUUGUCCAGCUCGCCUUGUCGUGACCUGUACUUCUGAGGGGGUAGAAGUAAUUUAUUAUAAGACUCACGUUGGUCAUAGCAAUGACGUAAAAUGUUUGAGGCUUACUCGUACUGAAAAGGAACAAAUAGCUAAUCUGUUGUUAAAUGAUAUUCCCCAUCAGAAGAUUAUCGAAGAAAUGAGGAAGAGUAUGCCUCCUUCAAGAAGGGGUGCAGUGAAAAUGCAAGAUUUAUAUAAUAUUCGAAGAGAUUUCAACAUAGAUUGCGCGAAAGUGAUAAUGAGGACCCAUGACCUGAGUUUAGAUAUUAGCAAAGAUAUGGUACACUCUAUACAACCAAACAUAUGGAAAGUAACAUCAAAUAAUGGAGAAUAUACUGUAGUUUUUUCUACCAAAGCCAAAUGUCAGGGAUGCCAUCUUUUAUGUUGGGUAUGUGACGUGUGUGUUCAUCAAUUUUCUUGCACCUGCAAUGAUAAUUUGGUCAAAGGUGGUUUCUGUGAGCACAUACAUGCUUGUGCACGUCUUCAGAAGUUGAAAGUUUUUAUUGAAACGAAUGCUGAACCAGCAAAUGGAGAAGACCACAUAUAUUGUAUAACUCAGGAAAUUGUACCAGAAGAACAAAAGGUUGAAAAUUCGACUGAUAGUCGAUAUAAAUUGUCUUUUCUAUUAAACGCUUCACUUGGAAUCAUCUCGGCGCUUGAUCAUGAGGGCUGUGAAAAAGCUCUUCCUAUUGUCAAGAAGUGUAUUGAUGAUAUUAUGCUAUUGAAACGAAAGCAAAUAGCAGUUGAAAUUGAGCGUAGUGAUCAUAAUUAUAGUAGACCAACUGAAUCUGAAUAAGAACAUGUUUGUGUUCCUAAACUUUGAUUUCAGGCAAUUAGGAUUAUCAUACUUUUUUUUAUAUACUCCAACUACCACAAAGGUCUAAGGCCUAAACACCUAUUGGGUACCGUGGGGCUAUACUGCAUAUUUUAACCUAUCAGGCUAUUCGUCACAUUCGCUACCAUUCUAUUCACCCUAUACAGCGCUAAUCUCCAGCUGCUGAGAGCUACCGUAUGCAACAAUAUUAUUUUCUUUCAUGUAUUCUGUUCUUCAUUAAAGAAAAGAUGAAAUUUAUUUCUAAGAAUGAAGAUUUCAUUUAUUGUUUUUUUUACAAUUGGCAAGAUAUAGAAUGCAAAAGGCUGAUUUACAUUCUGUUGUAUUUUUUUGUCAGUUGUUAAGUUUCUGAAGUGAGUCGUUUUGAGGUUGUUUUGCGUACAUACAUAAAAAAUUAUGUUUUCCUGUUUGAAUAAAAUUGUUCAAAA